Cavia porcellus (domestic guinea pig) is the source of this 3484-nucleotide messenger RNA. RefSeq names its product scavenger receptor class F member 2 (gene Scarf2). Gene Ontology annotation, molecular function: scavenger receptor activity. Gene Ontology annotation, cellular component: focal adhesion. Bases 118 to 2694 code for a protein of 858 amino acids. The record is from RefSeq and is a predicted model, not a curated record. Lineage: Eukaryota; Metazoa; Chordata; Mammalia; Rodentia; Caviidae. Gene Ontology annotation, biological process: heterophilic cell-cell adhesion. The transcript has 11 exons.
UCCUGCCCGGCCCGGCGCCCCUCCUGCCGCCCCCCGCCCGGCCUCGCACUCCGCUUCCGGCCGCUCUAGCUGCGGCCGCACCCGCGCCCGCGCCCACCCGCGCCUGCCCCGCGCCGCAUGGAGGGCGCAGGGCCCCGGGGGGCCGGGCCGGCGCGGCGCCGGGGAUCCCGGGGUCCGCCGCCGCCGCUCUGGCUACUCCUGCUACUCUGGCUGCUGCCCGGCCCCGCGGCGCCCCAGGAGCUGAACCCGCGCGGCCGAAACGUGUGCCGUGCGCCCGGCUCCCAAGCGCCCACGUGCUGCGCUGGCUGGAAACAGCAGGGGGACGAGUGUGGGAUCGCGGUGUGCGAAGGCAACUCUACGUGCUCAGAGAACGAGGUGUGCGUGCGGCCCGGCGAGUGCCGCUGCCGCCACGGCUACUUCGGUGCCAACUGCGACACUAAGUGCCCGCGCCAGUUCUGGGGCCCCGACUGCAAGGAGCGGUGUAUCUGCCACCCGCACGGGCAGUGUGAGGACGUGACGGGCCAGUGUACUUGCCACGCGCAGCGCUGGGGCGAACGCUGCGAGCAUGCGUGCCAGUGCCAGCAUGGCACGUGCCACCCACGGAGCGGCGCUUGCCGCUGUGAGCCGGGCUGGUGGGGCGCACAGUGCGCUAGAGCAUGCUACUGCAGCGCCACGUCGCGCUGCGACCCGCAAACGGGCGCCUGCCAGUGCCACGCUGGCUGGUGGGGCCGCAGUUGCAACAAUCAGUGCGCCUGCAACUCGUCGCCCUGCGAGCAGCAGAGCGGCCGCUGCCAGUGCCGCGAGCGCACAUUUGGCGCGCGCUGCGAGCGUUACUGCCAGUGCUUCCGCGGCCGCUGCCACCCCGUGGACGGCACGUGCGCCUGCGAGCCCGGCUACCGCGGCAAGUACUGUCGCGAGCCUUGUCCUGCGGGCUUCUAUGGCCUGGGCUGUCGCCGCCGGUGCGGCCAGUGCAAAGGCCAGCAGCCGUGCACUGUAGCCGAGGGCCGCUGCCUGACGUGCGAACCCGGCUGGAACGGAACCAAAUGUGACCAGCCAUGUGCCGCCGGCUUUUAUGGCGAGGGCUGCGGUCACCGCUGCCCGCCCUGCCGCGACGGGCACGCCUGCAACCACGUCACCGGAAAGUGUACUCGCUGCAACGCUGGCUGGAUUGGCGACCGGUGCGAGACCAAGUGCAGCAAUGGCACUUACGGGGAGGACUGCGCCUUCGUGUGCGCCGACUGCGCCAGCGGCCACUGUGACUUCCAGUCGGGACGCUGCCUUUGCAGCCCUGGUGUCCACGGACCCCACUGUAACAUGACGUGUCCGAUGGGGCACCACGGCGUGGACUGCGCUCAGACCUGCAGCUGCCACGAGGACUCCUGCGACCCGGUUACCGGUGCCUGCCACCUGGAGACCAACCAGCGCAAGGGCGUGAUGGGCGCGGGCGCGCUGCUCGCCCUGCUCCUCUCGCUGCUCGGCUGCUGCUGCGCCUGCCGUGGCAAGGACCCGAUCCGCCGGGAGCUCUCGCUGGGAAGGAAGAAGGCUCCGCAUCGCCUGUGUGGGCGCUUCAGCCGCAUCAGCAUGAAGCUGCCCCGGAUCCCGCUGCGCAGGCAGAAGUUACCCAAAGUCGUAGUGGCCCAUCACGACCUGGACAACACACUCAACUGCAGCUUCCUGGAACCACCCUCAGGGUUGGAUCAGCCCUCACCAUCUUGGUCCUCCCGAGCCUCUUUCUCCUCCUUUGACACCACAGAUGAAGGCCCUGUGUACUGUGUUCCCCAUGAGGAGGCGGCAGCCGAGACCCGGGACCCAGAGGCUCCCUCUGCUCCUGCAGAGGCGCCGGUGCCUUCCCCGGCGCUCUUAACCACCCUGGCGUCGGCAGAGGAGGCACCUCCGCUCUCUGCGUCCUCUGACAGCGAGCGGUCGGCGUCCAGCGUGGAGGGACCCGGCGGGGCGUUGUACGCACGCGUGGCACGGCGGGAGGCCCGGCCGGCCCGGGCCAGGGGCGAGGCCGGGGGUUUGUCGCUGUCGCCAUCGCCUGAACGCAGGAAGCCGCCGCCACCGGACCCCGCUACCAAGCCCAAGGUGUCUUGGAUCCAUGGCAAGCACGGCGCCGCUGCCGCGACCCAAGCGCCCUCACCAUCGCCCCCGGGCCCGGAGCCUGCACCCAGCCCCAGCAAGAGGAAACGGACACCCAGUGACACGUCGGCGCGGCCGGAGGAGCCCAGUAGCCCCCGGCCCCGCGACACGACACUGAGGCCCCCGGGGCUGGCCGAGGAGGUCCUGGCUCCCGUCGCGCCCUCACCGCCCCGGGCCCGAGCGCGAGGCCGCGGUCCUGGCCUCUCGGAGCCCACGGACGCCUGUGGUCCUCCGCGCAGCGCGCCCGAGGCCGCCUCCAUGCUGGCGGCGGAGCUGCGCGACAAGACUCGCAGCCUGGGCCGCGCCGAGGCGGCCUCGGGCGCGCAAGGUCCGCGGGAGAAGCCGGCGCCACCGCAGAAGGCCAAGCGCUCGGUGCCGCCAGCCUCGCCCGCCCGCGUGUCCCCGGCACCCGAGGUCACGGGGCUCGAGAAGGCAGCGACCAGCACGCCGGCGCCCGAGACCCCUCGAAAGAAGACCCCUAUCCAGAAGCCGCCGCGAAAGAAGAGCCGGGAAGCGGCGGGCGAGCCCCCGAGGGUAGGCGCGCCCACCCUGUAGGGGCUCGGCCCUGCCACACCUGCAGCUUCCCAUGGCUUAGCAGCGUUGCUUGCCACCCCGCGUUCUGCGACCCCGGCGUCUCCCGCGCAGUCUGGGCACGGGAGACCUCCCCUUGGCCGAGGCCCCUAGCGGCACGCAGGAGGUUGUGCCUGAUUGGCGUAAGCCCCAGCAGCUGCUCCUCGGUGGGAGCAUCCUUUUGAUCAAGGCCUGCCUGGCGCUUAGCUGGAGGCUCUCCUCAUUGGCCAAGUUUUGGAGCUCUCUGACCACCCACGUUUCAUUGGUCACGAUCAGAUGAGUUCUGCCUAGAGACCACCACUUACUGUACAGUAUUUGGCCCGGGCUACCUUUUCAUUGGUUGAGACCAAAAGCACUUCUACCAAAAGCUACCCCUCACUGCCCAGAGCCUGGCGCCUCCUGGCUGAAGGGUUCCUUCCUUGAUAGUAGCCCAAGGCUACCUCCACUGGCCGGACUCCAGGGCAUCUAUCUGGGGAGGAGGGCUGGUCUCUGCUUCUCAGGGGGCUCAGUGCUCCUAGCCUGUCCCACUCCUUCCCCUCCCUUGCACCCCAAGUUCCAGCCUCCUAGCCUCACCCUCAGCUGUCAAGCUGGUAUUGAUAGCCUCCCACUACCCUACUCACUGUGGAAAUCCCAGGGACAACUGAGGUGACCUGAGAAGAUGUAUUUAUAUGCCCCUGGCAGGGCUGCUUACACCCCAUCCAGGGGCCCCAGGAUGGGCUCCUCUUGGCAGGGCCUUGGCCAAAGCUUCUUAAUAAAGUGCCUUUCUUUUCCCCUC